This is a messenger RNA of Colletotrichum higginsianum IMI 349063, 1449 nucleotides long. Its product is annotated as Endothiapepsin. Bases 1 to 1449 code for a protein of 482 amino acids. NCBI's taxonomy places the organism in Eukaryota, Fungi, Ascomycota, Sordariomycetes, Glomerellales, Glomerellaceae. Gene Ontology annotation, biological process: proteolysis. The transcript is spliced from 3 exons. Gene Ontology annotation, molecular function: aspartic-type endopeptidase activity. The record is from RefSeq and is a predicted model, not a curated record.
AUGCGGUUCACCAACCCAGCUGCGGUCGCAGCAGUCAUUCCCUUCGCCGCCCGUCUGGUGGAUGCGGCGCCAUCAAAGAUGGAAAUCGCUACCCUGGGCGGUGCGGCCUUUCGGAUCGAGCAGGUCCCCAACCCUGAUUUCUACUACGGGUCGCGACGAGGGCCCAUCGCUUUGGCCAGAGCCUACUCUAAGUUCGGACAGCAGAUCCCGGACGAUCUUCUCUCGCUCAUCGACCAGAUUCUCGACGACCUCGGGCUUUUGAAGGGGGGUAAAGGUGUACACAAGGGAGGUAAAGGGGAAGGAAAGGGCAAAGGAAAAGGGAAGGGCAAAGGAGGCAAAGGGGGUCAAGAUGCGGGAGCCGGAGGCUCGAAAGGCAACGGUACGGCCGCGGCACCUGGGGGAGGUGGGGGAAGUAAGGGGAAUGGAACGAAGACCCCUCCCAGUGGGGAGGUCGCGGCGAUCCCAGCCGAGUUCGACAGCCAGUAUCUCUGUCCCGUGCAGAUCGGCACCCCGCCUCAGACGCUGAACCUCAACUUCGACACCGGGUCGUCGGACCUUUGGGUCUUCAGCAGCGAGACGCCGAUAACCCAGGUGGCAGGGCAAGCCAUAUACAACAUCAGCGCAAGCUCGAGCGCCAAGAACCUGCAGGGGGCGUCGUGGUCCAUCUCCUACGGGGACGGUAGCUCGUCGCGGGGCAACGUCUACAUGGACACCGUCACCAUUGGAGGUGUGACCGUCGAGAACCAGGCCGUUGAGUCGGCGAACCAGGUCUCGGCGUCAUUCUCGAGGAACAAGAACCAGUCUGGGCUGGUCGGCCUUGCCUUUGGCAACAUCAACACCGUGCAGCCUGCGAAGCAGAAGACCUUCUUCGAGAACGCCAUGAACAAUCUCGCGAUGCCUCUUUUCACGGCAAACCUCAAAAAGGCGGCAGCCGGUAACUACAACUUCGGCUUCCUGGAUCCCACCGAGUUCACAGGGGAAAUCAGUUUUGUCCCUGCCAACACGACAGCCGGCUUCUGGCAAUUCACCGCACAGGGCUUCGCCGUCGGCUCCAACGGCAGCGCGCCGACGUCGGCACCGCACGAGGCCAUUGCCGACACAGGCACAACGCUGAUGCUUCUGCCCGACGCUAUCGUGUCGGCGUAUUACCAGCGCAUCGCCAGCGCAAAGUUCGACUCGACCAACGGCGGCUUCGUGUUCAACUGCGGGGACAAGAUUCCCUCCUUCACUGUCGACCUGGGGACUUACAAGGCCGUUGUCCCUGGGGAAUUUAUGAAGUUUGCGCCGGUGGACGGGGAGACGAUUGAGACGUCGACUACGUGCUUUGGCGGGAUCCAGAGCGCUGCGGCGCUGCCGUUUGCCAUCUACGGGGAUGUGUUUCUCAAGUCGCAAUAUGUCGUAUUCCACGGGGGGAAUAGUCAGCUGGGGUUUGCGAAUAAACCUUUGUAA